CUAGACAGGAACUACAACCGCGGUCCGACACCUAUGAUCUGACAGCUACUAAACUGCAGCUCCCCUGCCACACUUUCAAACGCUGUCGCUCUGUGGUGCACUCAAGUAAUCGGCCAUUUUUUGCGCCUCCAAUCCGCCUUCCUGCAAACUGUUUUUCCACCGCUUGAGAUUCUGCACCGAGUGUGUUUGUGUAGCAGGCGGAACCGAGUGGGCCAUGGCCUUCCUUGGAAGCGCAGUUCGGCGGGUGGUGUCGGCGGUGCGGCCUCCUCUCUCCCCCUUGUGCCGGACAACCGCUCGGUCCUACAGCUCAGAGCCCACCAAAGAAAAAAAUGUUCCCUACGAGAAGACGCUCAAACAGACAGAUGGAGCCUCUUCUGGACCCACUAAACCUUUACCCAGGUCAGCAGACGUAGUGGUGAUCGGAGGAGGCAGUCUGGGCUGUCAGACCAUCUACCACCUGGCUAAAAUGGGGAUGUCCAAUGCAGUUCUGCUGGAGAGGGACAGACUGACUGCUGGCACCACCUGGCACACUGCAGGCCUGCUGUGGCAGCUGCGUCCCAGUGAUGUUGAGGUAGAGCUCCUGGCCCACACCAGGAAUGUGGUCAGCAAAGACCUGGAGGCGGAGACGGGUCUCCACACAGGCUGGAUCCAGAAUGGAGGUCUCUUCAUUGCCUCCAACAAACAGAGGCUGGACGAGUACAAGCGCCUCAUGUCGCUGGGUAAAGUUUAUGGCAUCGAGUCCCAUGUCCUGUCACCUGCGGAGACCAAAGACCUGUAUCCCCUGAUGAAUGUUGAUGACCUGUACGGAACCCUGUACGUACCAAAAGAUGGCACCAUGGACCCAGCAGGCACCUGCACCACCCUGAGCAGAGCCGCCACUGCCAGGGGAGCCACGGUGAUCGAGAACUGCCCUGUGACUGGUAUCCAAGUGCAGACAGAUGACUUUGGUGUGAAGAGGGUGAAGGCAGUGGAGACUGAUCAUGGGACCAUAGAGACGCCUUGUGUGGUGAACUGUGCAGGUGCGUGGGCCACCAAGCUGGGGCAAAUGGCCGGAGUCAAGGUGCCUCUUAUUGCGAUGCACCAUGCCUAUGUAGUGACAGAGAGAAUUGAAGGCAUACAGAACAUGCCAAACGUCAGGGACCAUGAUGCAUCGGUGUACCUGCGCCUCCAGGGUGACGCCCUGUCCGUGGGUGGCUAUGAACCCAACCCCAUCUUCUGGGACGAGGUGUCUGAUAAGUUUGCCUUCAGCCUGUUUGACCUGGACUGGGAUGUAUUCAUGCAACACAUCGAGGGCGCGAUCAACAGAGUUCCCGUUCUGGAGCAGACUGGUAUCAAAUCCACUGUCUGUGGACCAGAAUCAUUUACAGCCGACCACAAGCCGCUGAUGGGAGAAGCCCCAGAGGUCAGAGGUUUCUUCCUGGGCUGCGGCUUCAACAGUGCUGGCAUGAUGUUGGGAGGUGGUUGUGGUAAAGAGCUGGCUCACUGGGUCAUACACGGACGCCCUGAAAAGGACAUGUAUGGAUACGACAUCAGGCGUUUCCAUAAUUCGCUGACAGACAACGCAAAAUGGAUCAGAGAGAGGAGCCACGAGUCGUAUGCUAAAAACUACUCUGUGGUGUUCCCCUUUGAUGAGCCGCUAGCCAGCCGGAACAUGAGGAAGGACCCUUUCCAUCAGGUGCUGACGGAGCAGGGCUGCGUAUUCCAGGAGAGACAUGGCUGGGAGAGACCUGGCUGGUUCAACAAAGAUGGGCCUGCACCUCUUAAAGACUAUGAUUACUACGGGGCAUAUGACAUUAAGAGGAAUGUGAACUACAAGUACAAUGAAUUGCUGGGAAAGGAGUACACCUUUGACUUCCCUCCGCAUCAUGACGUGAUAAAGAGUGAGUGCCUCUCAUGUAGACACGGUGUGGCAGUGUUUGACAUGUCCUACUUUGGAAAGUUCUAUCUCACCGGACCAGAUGCCAAGAAGGCGGCUGAUUGGCUGUUCACUGCUGAUGUCAACAAGAAGCCAGGCUCCACUGUGUAUACCUGCAUGCUGAAUAAGAGAGGAGGGGCAGAGGCUGACCUGACAGUGAGCAGACUGGAGCCUGGUGCUGCCAACCUGCCCCUGGCACCACAGUCCAAUGGUGAUGCAUACUACCUGGCCAUUGGAGGCGGCGUAGCAGAACACAACUGGAACCACAUUAGAACAGUUCUUCAGGACCAAGGCUUCCACUGCCAGCUGACAGACCACUCUGAGGACAUGGGGAUGAUCAGCAUCCAGGGACCCAAGAGUCGAGAGGUGCUUCAGGAGGUGUUGGACACAGACCUGAGCAACGAAGCUUUCCCCUUCUCUUCCCACAAAGUUGUUAAUGCAGCCGGGCAUCAGGUGCGAGCGAUGCGUCUGUCGUUUGUCGGAGAGCUCGGCUGGGAGUUGCACAUUCCCAAAGACGCUUGCCUUCCAGUCUACCAUGCUGUCAUGGCUGCUGGGAAAAAGCACGGCAUCAUCAACUCAGGAUACAGAGCCAUUGACUCACUCAGCAUAGAGAAAGGGUACAGACACUGGCACGCUGACCUUCGCCCAGAUGACACCCCCUUGGAGUCGGGGCUAGGCUUCACCUGCAAACUGAAGAGCUCGAUCCCGUUCCAGGGCCGUGAUAGGCUGGAGAGGCAGAAGGAGGAGGGGCUGAAGAGGCGCAUCGUCUGCUUCACCAUUGACGAGAAAGUACCGAUGUUCGGUCUGGAGGCCAUUUUCCGUAACGGCACGCCUGUUGGUCAUAUACGGCGUUCUGACUAUGGGUUCUUCAUCGACAAAACCAUCGCAUAUGGAUACAUCCGCAACCCUGAUGGAGGAGUGGUGAGUGCCGAUUUCAUAAAGAGCGGCGAGUUCACCCUGGAAAGGAUGGGAGUGCCGUACAAGGCCAAGGCCCACCUCAAAUCUCCAUUUGACCCUGAGAAUAAACGCGUCAAGGGCAUCUACGCCUGAGAGGGACCACAAGUGAAAACUGAAGAAAACACACUCUGGUUGGAGAAUCAGGCUGAGAGAGGUGCAACUGUGAUUUUUUUUUACAUGCAGGUGCAGCUGUUUUAGUCUGAACUACUUCGUCAAAAAACUAUGCAUCUUUAAUGUAAUAAUAAUUUUAUAAAGAUUAUGUCUGUGAUUAUAUCUGUGAACUGGAGCGGAUGAGAUGGAGCUUUUGUAGAUGGUCUGAAAUCUGUAUCAAGAUAUAAAAGAGGUGCUGAUUUUAAUCUGGUAUGAAUGUUUUGUUGUGAAGCUCUGUGUGUGUGAGAGUAACACUGUUCUCUUGUGAAUGCGCUCAUGUGAGUAGUGUUAUUGUGUAGACGAAAUCAAGGGGUAAACCUAUUGUGUUAUCUUCACUAAUCAAAUAAGUGUUGCCAGUAAUCCUGGGCAAACUGAAAAAGACCCUAACAUAAUCUAGCUAACUCUGAUAAAGCCUGCGCCUCUUCUGGAUUAAUUUUAAGGACUAAAAUAAUAGCGCAUGAUCAAUCUUUAGUUUUAGAAAUAGAAACUAAACUAAACAAUCUUUGCUCUCUUUUUAGACAAUAGAGACAAAUCAAACUAAUUCAGAAUGUCCCAGCCUUAACACUCGAUAAGUCAGGAAGUCUUAAUUUAUCUUUAUGAAUAACUAGCAGCUGUCAUAGCAGUGGACCUUAGGACAGUAUUCAUUACCAUAAUUAUAGGUAUGAUGCUAAUGUUUUAUAUGAAGCACAGUCAGCGAACGACAGUAAUGAUAAGGGCUAAAAAAAGCAGUCAUGCAUGUGUGUAAAGUAAAUACUGUAAAUUCUCAAUUAAGCCCCAUUUCAACCAAGCAGUAUGGUCCGGUACAGUUCAGGUCGGUAUUAUUAUUAUUUUUUUUUUAAUUUUAUAUACUUUAUUAAUCCCCCUGAAGGGAAAUUCAAUUUUUUUUUCACUCCAUUGUCAUUAACACACAGGUCCGAAAGACACACACAUGCACAAACAGGACCUAUACAUGCACAAAGUGGAGAGAUGUGAGAGAGUGAGAGGGGGCUGCCUUGGUCAGGCGCCCCGAGCGGUUGGGGGGUUUGGUGCCUUGCUCAAGGGCACCUCUCCAGCCACCAGUCCACGCUCCAUAUUUGGUCCGGACGGGGACUCGAACAGUUUUCGUUUCCAGUGUGAAAAGUUGUGGAUGGUACCAAUUGAACCGUUCCGUACUGUCCCCAGUUUUGGUCAUUCCUCUGCUAAGCCACGUUUCCACCAAACACUUUCGGUAUGGUACCUUUGGAACCAAAAGUAACCCUUCAGUCAUGGUACCUAGACCCUAGAGAUCCACCGCAAACAGUACUCUUUCAUGUAGUUGUUGUCACUCACUACUCCGUCCAGCCCUCACUCUAUUUCCUCAUUAUCGGUGACACAGUUGGAAGUCCAGAACGAGGCUGCACGCUGACAUUUUCAGAACAAAAUAAAACAGGCUGCAGUGAGAGUCUCUUUCCAUGGGAUAUUUAGAAAUAGCGGGUUGGUGCAUUUAGUCCUUCUCAGGCAAGCUCAGGGGUUUAGUGUUGCCAUAGCCCACAGGAACGGUGCUCCAGUGGAGGAUUGGGGUUUGUGUAGUUCACAUAAUCCGGUCGAAAUUAAUAUAUAUUUUUAAACCCUUGAAGAUCCACUCAUCACUAAAAGUGUAUGUCACCCAAGAGAGAUAAUAAAAACUAAAGUAAUGGUCAAAGUUGUGAAACAGAAUUUUUUUUUUUCCCCCAAAGCUUAAAUGUUUUGGAGCUAUACUGUCUCUGUGCUUCUGCUUCACAGGGUUUUGUCAAGGCGGUGUCUCAGUGUCAGAAUUAGGAUCUGUUUUUGGUAGGGGGGCAGCAACAGCCUGACAUUCAGUCGUUGCUGCCGUGUGACAUGGCACUGAGUCCUCGGAGCAGCUCUCAGCAACGAUCAUUCAACGUCUGCCAGGUUAGCACGAGCUAACACAGCAGCAGCUAGUUGCCAAUGCAACCUCCAGGGCUGAAUAAUGAAGCCAAUGCUAAAGUGCGGUUUUGGCCUCUGUUGCUCAUUUCAACAUCCAUGACAACUAUACAUGGGCUGAUUUUUAUAUAACUCACCUGUUUACAUUUCAUAGGGCUUAAAGUUAUGCAUAAUUAUAGCGUGGCAGUUUGAGUUUUAAGCUGUCCGUGACGCGUCACUACAGUCUGUGAGUCAGAUCCACCCCUCACCCCUGAACAGCUCUACCCUCUUGUCCAUAUACAAUCACCUCUGGCUCCAAUAAACCAAGAUGGCGACAGCUGAAAUGCCAAACUCAAGGUCCAAAAAACCAAUUGGUGACAUCAUGGUAGCUACAUCCAUUAUCUUAUACAGUCUUAUGACCUCCCUGCUUCCAGUAUUCGCUGUUGAUUACCACCGAAGCUGUGGAGCCUAAAACAUGUUAGUCAGGACAGCUGUAGGCAAUAUAAUGCACUAUAUUAUGUUGUAUUGUAGUUCUGUAAUAUGUCAUUUCUAAUGUGAGGUUAUAGAGUCCCACAUUGGGGAAUAAAAGUAUUCUCAAACUUUACUCCAGCCCCUCUGGCAGUUUGAGUCAGAUUAAAGUGACUGAUGUUUGUUCUGAUAAUAACGACUAAAAACAGAGUUUUACUUGCUUGUGUGGUAUCUAAAUCUUCGCCAGACAGAGUGUUUAUCAGAGUCAGAGGGAGGGGGAGAGAAAAAAAACACCCUGAGGCACAAUGUACCAGCCGGGGACAAAACACUGCUGGAGAAAAAUGACAGAAAAAGACAAGAGUUAUCAGAAAGCAGCUGUUACAGAUAGAACCCCCUUGUUUUCCGAUCCGUCCCCCCGUCACUGUGCUCUGCGGCGUUAAACUGCUGUCGCUGCUGUUUGCAAACUCAAUUCUCUUAGUUUUGUUUUUUAACACACGCAUUGUCAUUUAAUAAGACUUAUCUAGCAAGUCAGGCUUUCAUAAGAGGCCCUCAUUUCGUGUUGUUAUGCUGCUAAAUCAAACUCAAUUUUGCAUCUGCUUCACGCCAAAGCCCUCCCAGUAGGGGGCAUGAUGAAGUACUUUAACUGUCAAGAGGCGCUGAGCAGCAGCUCAUUAAACAUCUUGGCCUCUUAAUGUUUUUAAUUCAAAAUAUGAGCUUAGUACAGUGGAGUAGUGAGCAUAGCAGGACUCUAUUGUAGCAUUUGUGUAAUUAAAAAUGAAAUUAUGCUGCUGGAGCAACUAGCCAAGUCUUCAUUUGACAAUUUACUGAGUCAACAUAUUGAGAAUUUACGGUGCCUUUACAUGCCUGUGUGUAUUCAUAUACAUAUAUAUAUAUAUUUAUGUGUGUGUAAAAACUAAAACUGCUAACAAGUUUGCUAGCUAGGUAGCACCUGGUUUCUUUGUCAACAACUCGUGGUUGCUGGAACGAAAAUUGACUUUUAACAGCAUUGAUUCAUGUCUUAAACGCAGGUAUGUGCUGUAAUUAAAGAUGUUUUGUUAAUUCUUUCUGUUAAAAUUACAAGCUAACUACAAAGUAUACGUUUUGUUUUUGACACAUUGCAGAACUUUAUUAUUUUACCUGUUUAAUUCCACUUUAAGCAACACAGUCGAGGCCAAACGAACAACCAAAGUUCAUCACACACACUGUGUAAACAGCAGCCAAAAGAAGUAGUGGAAGGUAUUUGUAUGUAUGGCUGCUACCUGCCUCUCAGAUAUGUGUUGCUGCACGUUCAGCACAAAAUGUUUACUAAUGUGGAAUGAUUCAUUGAUUCAGCCCAGAAAGGCCAUUAAUCAUUGAAAUGGUUGUUCUCAGCGGUGACUAAGGUUAAUAACAAGAUUUAUAUGGGAAAUGUGAAACAGACUGAUAAAACACUAUCACCACUGGUCCUCGACCACAAUACGUCCACAGGUUUGUUUUGUCUAAUUCAGUUUGUGGAGUUUUUCUUCCCUCCGUAGUGUGAUGUGAAUAUUGAGAAAGAGUCCUAAAAUGUAAAAUGUCUUAAGAGAAUUGUUUGACCAGUUCAGAUAACAAAAACGACCAGUAAAAUUGUGCACUCAAUGUCAAAGCGGACUCAUUUAAUCUGUCCAGAGCAUUUUGUGUAUUAAUAAAUUCCUUUUUAACCGCCAA
Messenger RNA from Epinephelus moara (kelp grouper), 7057 nucleotides. RefSeq names its product sarcosine dehydrogenase (gene sardh). Bases 215 to 2965 code for a protein of 916 amino acids. The record is from RefSeq and is a predicted model, not a curated record. Gene Ontology annotation, cellular component: mitochondrion. The transcript has 22 exons. Lineage: Eukaryota; Metazoa; Chordata; Actinopteri; Perciformes; Serranidae. Gene Ontology annotation, molecular function: protein binding; oxidoreductase activity.